Molecule: messenger RNA, 2570 nt
Organism: Vespula pensylvanica (western yellowjacket)
Lineage: Eukaryota; Metazoa; Arthropoda; Insecta; Hymenoptera; Vespidae
Product: glutamate receptor ionotropic, delta-2-like
Exons: 8
Coding region: 316-1764 (482 amino acids)
Source: RefSeq, a predicted model, not a curated record
AUAUAUAUAUAUAUAUAUAUAUAUGCGCAUUAGACAGACAUUCAUUUUUCACGUAAUCACGGUGGUAAUAGAGGUAAAAGCCUUUACCAUUAUCAAACAAGUUUUUUUUUUUUCUUUUUUCUUUUUUAUUUUCUUUUUUUAUCAGACAUAUACGAUCUUGACGUAUUCGUUCAUUAGGGUCAAAACGUGGAAUAAUGAUUUCAGAUACGUUCAAUAAAUUGCUUUACGUAUAUAUAUUUUUUAGGUCGCUAUUCUAUCUUUUAUAUUUUUCUAUAAGUAUAUUCAAUAGAACUGGUUUGCGAAGAACAGUCACCGAUGAUCGUUCGAGUUUCUUUAAUACUCGCGUUACUUCAAUAUAUUUUUGAUAAUGGGUUAGCUGCCAGUGGUUUGAUAUGGGACAAGUAUCAACAAAAUUUCGUUCAAUUAUAUUCAAUACCGAGAUUCGCAGCUUUAAAUGCUGAGGUACAAGCGAGACGUCGACGACCAGAGUUGUAUGAAUUUCAUCGUGAACCCAUCAGAGUGGCUUACUAUCAGGAUCCUCACGUGGUCAUGUUCUACGAAAACAACACCAAAAUUAGAGGUAUUUCCGGCGAAACAUGGACGUUACUCGCCGAUUAUUUAAACUUUACAUUAAUACCAGUGAAGAGCAAUUCUAAUACGUUCGGUGAACUUUUGAAAGACGGCACCUACGACGGGCUCAUGGGUAUUUUUAAACGUAACGAAACUGAUGUUAUUUUACGAACCGGACUUUAUAGGUUUCGUAAAAAAGAUAUGGAUUAUACAGUACCUAUUUAUGGUACCGGAUAUAAUUUGCUAAUCCGCCCGAAAUGGCAAUAUAAUAAUAUGUGGUUAAUAGCAAUGUUCUCGAUAAAUACCUGGUACUUUAUUAUAUCCUUAUUCGUGAUUCUCAGUCUUUUUGGUUAUUACGCACAAAAGAUACCAGGCAUAAAUACUAAGGAAAAUAAAAUCAAACUCAAUUUCAAUCUGAGCGAUCACAUCUUUCAUACGUUCGCUAUGAUGUGUUCCCAAGGAUAUCUUCCAACGGAGUAUUUAGACAAAUUCAAGAUACUUUCCACUUCGAAGAAUAUCUUUUCUUGGUUGAUAUUUUUGACCUUUAGCUCGCAUUUGAUAUAUCGUAUGACUAACAGAGAAGUGAUACCACCGUUCAAAGACUUAACAGAUUUAUUAAGCAAUACCAAUUAUAUCGUAUUGAGUUUUCGUGGAUCAAUGGUAUACGAAUCCUUCGAGAAACAAAUAGAAAAACUAAUGAAUGAUAAUCCCAAAUGGGAGAAUCGCGUACAGUUUAUGGACGAUGAAAGAGAGAUAUAUAAAACAGCGUGUGAAAACGAAGAUAAAUAUGCGAUAUUCGAAGUACACGACACGUUUACGGUUAUAAGUAGAUUCGUUUGUACAUUAAUACCCGUAGGUAAUCUUUAUUACAAAACAUGGAUUUCAUUCGGCAUGCAAAAAUAUUUACCAUACAAACGAACGAUUGACGUCGCGCUCAUCAAGAUGCAAGAAGUUGGAUUGGUUGAUUGUUUGAAGGAACGUUGGUUGUUAACAAAACUCGACAACAAGGAGAACAGUCCUUUUAAGAAGAUCGACUUCGAUCAAACUUACGUUAUAUUUUGUAUCCUAACGAUAGGAAUUUUUGCGGCCAUUUUGGUACUCGCUAUUGAACAUAUCGUCUUUUUUUACGAGUCGAAAUUAAAUACGACUGGGAAACGAGUUAAACGAAAAACUUUAAAAGCGUUAAUUAAAUAACGAAACAAAUAAGAUCGUGAUUAUAAUGACAAUAUAUAUCGGGUGUAUCAAUAGCGACGAUAUUUCGAAUUUUUCAAGACGAUGUAAAGAUUAAUAACAUCAACUAAGUCAAAUGAAUAAAUGUUGAUUCAGAAAAAUUGAUCGUAUGAUUGUUUAUAUUAAAUCGUAGAAACGUGAAAUAUGAAUAUCUUGAAAACUGAACGGUCAUAAUGAUUGAUUAUUUUUUCUUAUGGGAUCCUAUGUAAAAAAUAUUAUCUACGUGAACGAAUUGAACCAAUAAGACGUUUUCGAUAAGAGAACGUCAUUUUACGAUGCUGUUGUAUUUAAUUACUUACUUGCUCUUUGAUUUUGACAGUGAAGAGAAGAGGAGGACGCCAUUUUGAAUAUCCGUCGUAAACGUAUUAGUUUUAUUUAAAUACGAUGCUACGUAAUAUGUGUUAGAUAACGUGUUAUUAGAUAAACAGUUACGUUUUCGUGUUCUAUUUUUCUAAGGUUUUAUCCGAUAACAUUUCUUCUCGUAUUGAUCAGCUUCGUUCGUCCUUGAAAAUCCGUAUGGUUAUUAUCGAAAAACACCGAACAUCCGUAUUUUUCUAUAAUUUUCCGCGGAUUUAAUUUAUUCGUGAUAGUUAAAUAUGAUUCUGCGACGUCGCGUUACGUUAAAAUAAUUUCAAUCGAAUCUACUGUGUUUGAUAAAACCAUAUAUUCGAGUUUUAUCAUGCUUGACGCUUUAUAUGCUUCGCCUUAAUCACGUUUCAUCCGAUAGGUCGAAGUUAAUGGUGUUAAAAAAUAGAAAAAAAAAGGAAAAG